Messenger RNA from Aspergillus puulaauensis, 1440 nucleotides. RefSeq lists its product as uncharacterized. Gene Ontology annotation, molecular function: hydrolase activity, acting on carbon-nitrogen (but not peptide) bonds. The transcript has 5 exons. Bases 1 to 1440 code for a protein of 479 amino acids. Lineage: Eukaryota; Fungi; Ascomycota; Eurotiomycetes; Eurotiales; Aspergillaceae. The record is from RefSeq and is a predicted model, not a curated record.
AUGGCGUUUAUACUACUGCAGCACGGAACUGUCCUCGGACAUAACGACGGCCAUGUUAUAGUGCUGAAAGACCACGAUGUACUUAUCCAAGGAAACAAAAUCACAGAAAUCGGCCAGAAUCUCACCUCUCCUGACGCCGAGGGAACCGUGAUACCUUGCAGGGACAAGAUCAUCUGUCCUGGAUUUGUCGAUACGCAUCAUCACCUAUGGCAGACACAGCUCAAAGGUAGGCUUGGUGAUCUGGGCUUUAUGGACUACAUGGUUGCAGGCAAUAUACAAUCAUUCAACUAUACCCCAGACGACAUCUUCUGGGGCCAGCUCGGGGGCUGCUUGGAGAGCGUCAACAGCGGUGUCACCACCGUAGUUGACCAUGCUCACAUGAGUUACUCCCCUGAACAUGUGACCGAAGCAAUUCGGGCUUCGGCCUCGUCCGGGCUACGUUCGAUAUUCUGCUACACCCCAAUCUGGCGUAUCAAAAGCUGGGCCUCUACUGUCGACUACGAUGAUAAUCUCUUCCCAGAAUGGUGGUAUGCCACCCUGGAGACCCUCGCAAGGUCUGCCCCAUUUGGCCGUGGGCGAGUUCAAUUGGGGCUGGCUUUUGAUAGCUUCAAGCUGCCAAAGGAAGCUGUCAAGAACCUUUGGGACAAAUGCCGCUCCCUCGGUCUUAAGCUCUUUACAACACACUUUGUGGCAAAUUACAUGACGAACUCGGUCAACCUGCUUUCCGAAUAUGGCCUCCUUGACAAGAACGUCCUUUUCUCGCAUGUCAACGGAAUCGCCCCAUCCGAUGCUCAGACUCUUGUUCAGCACGGAGCCUACUUCUCAACUACCCCCGAGACAGAGCUUCAGAUGGGCCUGGGUGAGAUUGUGGCUUUCCGCCCAGACGUCAAGUCCAACGCCUCGAUAGGAAUCGACUGCCAUGCGAACAACUCUGGCGACAUCCUGACGCAGCUUCGCCUCAGCAUGCAGCAUGCUCGUGGAGUUGAGAACCGAGAAGCCAUGGAAGCGGGAAAGUACCCGUCUGUGCAGAUAAAAUUAGAAGAGGUAUUCAACCUGGGCACUAUACAAGGCGCUAAAGCCGUCAAUAUGGAAGACCAAAUUGGGAGCAUCGAGGUGGGCAAGCUGGCUGAUCUGGUCAUCUUCGACGCCACCUCUCCCAAUAUGGCCUGCGCUGCGGAGGAGGAUCCGGUUGCUGCUGUCUUGCUUCAUGCCAAUUCUGGAGAUAUUGAAACGGUCAUAAUAGAUGGGAUUAUUCGGAAGCAGAAGAAUCGCUUGGUCGACGUACAGGUGCUGGAGGGUCCAAAUGGGCGGACAGCAGAGUCCCUCUCGUGGCCUGAAGUGACGAAGAGCAUUCUUACGAGUCGCCAGAAAGUACUGGACAGAGGGCAGGGACAGGAUUUCCAAGCUGGGAUGCAGUUCUUGUACAAGACAUUUGGAUAA